CUCAUCUCUUUCCUAUCUUCCACUUUCAGUUUCUAAUUGACAUGCAUCUCUAGCCAGGACCCAGUCCACAUGUAGAACAUGGUCGGCUGGUCUGGUGGCAAAUUAUUUGGGUCUCUACUCACAAGUCACAAUAGAACCCAAUUGCGUUAACUUUGGUGAAGAAACUCUUGUGGUUUUAGUUUACGGAUGCUCCCACCAACGUCCUCUCUCCAGUCCGAGACCGCCCAAGUUGGAACCUGGAAUUUAUUUUUAUUUUUUUUCUAAAUCCGGUCCAAGAAUUAAGAAAUAUAUAUUUAUAGAUAUGUAAUCUUAAAUCAAGUACAUAUAUUUUAUUUGAAAAAUUGCCAUUUUCAAGCUCUUCAAACACAGCCGAGCUUCAUUAAGGUUUACCCGAUCGUGUUAGUUAGUAUUGGAGCUUGCGGUCAAGUCUAGUGGACAGAAACUACUCGGAGAAACAAAUGUAACCUUGAUCCGGUCUCAAAUGUAAUUUCCUUGUAUUUGUCAAUUCUUUUAUGACAUUUCAUGUAUUUAGAUUUUAGACAGAUUAAAAAGUAAUUCAAGUUAGUCAUUGUCGCAAUCAAUUGUCAACAGGAAGUUCACUAGAAGUAACCCUGCAAGUGUAUGGAGUGGAGUCCCUUAUUCCUUUUCUUCCAAAAGGCCACAUCUUUAUCUCUAUCUCUCGAGAAGUGAGAAAAAGUAAAACGAAAAAGAAAAUAAUCUCUCUGUACGUUCGCACAGAAACUGAGAACACCAAAAAAGUUGAAAUCUUUUGCUAAAUGGAACUUCAUUAUAGGGGAAUUAAAGAUGGUCUUCCACAAAUUUACAAGAGAGAACUUGGAUUGUUUCAACCCAGAAACUUCUCUCAAAGAUACUCUGCUUCCGAGGGAAUUGUGAAGCAGAUAAGUCUUUAUAAGAAGCUACUGGGUCAUGAGGGUUGUGUAAACUCAGUAGAAUUUAACUAUACUGGAGACCUUCUUGUGUCAGGUUCUGAUGAUAAGCAGGUUAUGUUUUGGGAUUGGGUAACUGGAACUAGAACUAUCUCCUAUCCUUCUGGUCACUUUGGCAACAUAUUUCAGACCAAAAUCAUGCCUUUCACUGAUGAUCGUAAAAUAGUUACUUCUUCUGCUGACGGUCAGGUGAGAGUUGGCCAAGUCUUGGAGAAUGGCCAAGUUGAUACCAAAAAACUGGGGAAGCACCAAGGGCGUGUAUACAAGCUUGCUGUGGAGCCAGGAAGUCCCCACAUACUUUAUAGCUGUGGUGAAGAUGGCUUUGUGCAACAUUUUGAUCUGCGCAGUUGGUCUGCUACAAAGCUUUUCUGUUGCUCUUCGUUCUCAGAAAAUAGCAGACGGCCUUCUAAUUGGAUAAGGUUGAAUGCUAUUGUAAUUGACCCAAGGAAUCCACAUUACUUUGCUGUAGGAGGUUCAGAUGAAUAUGCACGUGUCUAUGACAUAAGAAAAUGCAGAUGGGAUGCAUCUAGUAAUUCGGAUAUAGCUGUGAACACAUUCUGCCCUCGUCACUUGAUUGGGACUAAAAAUGUGCAUAUCACAGGAUUGGCUUACUCUAGCACUAGUGAAUUGCUUGCCUCGUACAAUGAUGAACUUAUUUAUCUAUUUCAGAAGAGCAUGGGAAUGGGCCCUUACCCAUUGUCCAUAUCAUCUGAAGAUCUGCAGAAGCUUGAGGAGCCACAGGUUUACUUGGGUCACAGAAAUUCAAAGACAGUUAAAGGAGUGAGUUUCUUUGGCCCUAAUGAUGAAUAUGUAUUGAGUGGAUCCGAUUGUGGCAAUAUGUUUAUUUGGAAGAAGCAAGGUGGUAAGCUUGUGCGGCUAAUGUUUAGUGAUCGACAAGUAGUAAAUCAAUUUGAUCCCCAUCCACAUAUGCCUAUGUUUGCUACAUGUGGAAUAGAAAAGAGUGUGAAGCUUUGGAUUCCCAUGGCAAGUGAGGACUCUUCAAUUCCUGACAAUGUAGAAAAGAUUAUGGAGUCAAAUAGGCAGGGCAGAGAGGACCAUUCACAGGUGUCUCUAACCCCAGAUGUCAUCAUGCAUGUUCUGCGCCUGCAAAGGCGACAGACAUUGGCAUACAUAGAAAGGAGAUACAGUAGAGGCGAUGUUGAGAGUGAUGAAGAUGAAGGGGAUGCAUAUGUCUUAGGAUUUUCAGCCGGUGAUGCCUCUUCUGAAGAGGGUUCAGAAGGAAAUUCCAGGGAGUGCAAUAUUAGCUAAAGUUUGGUAGAGCAUGAGCAUGGAAAUAAAUAAGAAGAUACAUGUGCAGGUGGCUUAGGCUGGUUUAAAAGGUGAAGCAACUGUGUAUGAGGAGUCGAAGAAAACAUUCAUAUUAUGGAAAGUAAUAGUCAAAAUCACUUGAAGAGUUUCUUGUCUUCUACUUGAGUGUAUUGCAUCCUUUUUACCAUUGAUCAUGUGGUUUAUUCUAAUGCAAAUCGUAA
Messenger RNA from Ricinus communis (castor bean), 2437 nucleotides. RefSeq names its product protein ALTERED SEED GERMINATION 2. The record is from RefSeq and is a predicted model, not a curated record. Bases 777 to 2216 code for a protein of 479 amino acids. The transcript is spliced from 6 exons. Gene Ontology annotation, molecular function: protein binding. Lineage: Eukaryota; Viridiplantae; Streptophyta; Magnoliopsida; Malpighiales; Euphorbiaceae. Gene Ontology annotation, cellular component: Cul4-RING E3 ubiquitin ligase complex; cytoplasm.